UGGAUGUAGUUUGGUUAUUUUUUUUGUGUGCCAGUGCAGGUUAUGCUGUAGGUUCUUGUUCUAUGUUGCCUAUCAUCACAAUCGGAGGUUUUUCACGGAUCAUCUCAUCACUGCAGCCCCUUCAAGGACUAUAUAGGGAGCGGAGUGGUGGCCAUCCUCCUCAGUCCUAAUUGGAUGUGCAUUCAAUUUAGCUGUUUUGGUGGUAAAGAUGCUUUUGUCAUCAACCUGCUGUCUCGUCUUUCUACUUCUCUUGAACCACGUUGAUACUGGUUUCUGAUUCAGCUGAAACAUCCAAGUGUAUGUUAAACCACCUCUGCGUGCCCGGCUCCUGGCUUCUAGAUCAUCCUGGGGCGGGUUAUGUGGAAGAUCAAGGAGCGUGUGCGUGAUGUCCAGCUGCAGAAAGCCAAGCAGCAUCUCUUGACAUACACCGUCGGUGGUUCUCAGCUUGUCAGGCAUGUGAAGGAAGGACGGAUUCAUCAGCCACUGGACCACUUCAACCAACAGGACAUUGGCACCUUCCCUCAGAAGUUCUUCGUGAAUGAGGCAUACUGGCAGCAUCCUGAUGGGCCGGUGUUCCUCUUCAUUGGUGGAGAAGGGCCCAUCUUUGAGUCUGAUCUUCUGGGAGGUCACCAUGUUGAAAUGGCUGAAAAACACAGGGCUCUGCUGUUGACUCUGGAGCAUCGUUUCUAUGGUGACAGCAUCAACUCUGAUGGCCUUGAAACAGAGAAUCUUGCCUACCUGAGCAGUCAGCAGGCGCUUACUGACUUGGCAGUAUUCCACCAGUACAUCAGCCAAACCUUCAACCUGAGCCGCAGGAACACCUGGAUCAGCUUUGGAGGCUCCUACUCUGGAGCACUGUCUGCCUGGUUCAGAGGAAAGUUUCCCCAUCUGGUGUAUGGAGCUGUGGCCUCUUCUGCUCCUGUAGAGGCAAAACUGGACUUCUCUGCCUACAACAACAUUGUUGGCUUGAGUCUCACAAAUGAAGCAGUUGGUGGUUCAGAAAAGUGUCUGGCUAGUGUACAGGAGGCUUUUGCUGCUGUGGAAGGAGCCUUGAUGGGUGGUAAUGCCAGCCAGUUAGCCAAGGACUUUGGCUGCUGUCAGAUCCCCAAAGAUCUUAAUGAUCAGAUUGAGCUGAUGGAAAACCUGGCUGAUAUUGUCAUGGGAACAGUACAAUACAAUGAAGAAGGGGUGCUCAUGUCUAUUAAUGAGCUCUGUAGUGUCAUGACCAAUGAUAGUGGGACAUACGUGGAACAGACUGAGGCUUACAGCCGCCUUGUUAAACUAGCUCAGAUUUACCAUUCCAUGAGUGAGGAACCCUGUCUGGACAUCUCCCAUGAGAAAACAUUGAAGGAUUUGAUGAACACAACCCUGCAUUCAGGAAGGAACCCAGAAAGACAGUGGACCUACCAGACCUGCACUGAGUUUGGCUUCUACCAGACUUGUGAAGAUCUCACUUGUCCAUUCUCUGGGAUGCUGACCCUGCAGACUAGUACAAAGCUCUGUCCUAUGCUGUUUGGCAUUUCCCAGCAUUCCCUGCCCGCACACAUCACCUUCACCAAUACUUAUUAUGGAGGAAUCGGCGCUCAGACACACAGGGUCCUUUAUGUCAAUGGAGGUCUUGACCCAUGGAAGGAGCUCUCAGUGGUGCAGGCUAGGACUGAGGAAGGGCAAACCCAGGUUGUUUUCAUUGAAGACACUGCUCACUGUGCUGAUAUGAUGAGAAGCGACGUCACAGAGCGCCACUCCCUCAAGAAGGCCAGACAGGACAUUGAGAACCAUGUGGCUAGCUGGCUGAAGAUGGCUGCCCAGGAGAAGACAGAGUAACAGUCUGAUCAGAUCACAUUAGAACCUGAUUAACUCUUAUCACUCUCUCUCCUCUGCAACUGACAGGAACCAGUUAAUAAGCUGGUGUCUGGCUGCUCUGCUUCACCCACUUUCUGUGUUUACUCCCUCCUGUUCUCCACCAUCUAUUAGCACUGCGCUUGAUCUCUGUGUUUGUGUGAUUAUGGUUUUAUUAAAUUCUCUUUCAUGGCUGUUUUCUACUCAUUAGUUUUUGUG
This is a messenger RNA of Monopterus albus (swamp eel), 2058 nucleotides long. It is a transcript of the gene prss16, whose product is annotated as serine protease 16. The record is from RefSeq and is a predicted model, not a curated record. Gene Ontology annotation, molecular function: serine-type exopeptidase activity; dipeptidyl-peptidase activity. Lineage: Eukaryota; Metazoa; Chordata; Actinopteri; Synbranchiformes; Synbranchidae. Bases 358 to 1824 code for a protein of 488 amino acids. Gene Ontology annotation, biological process: proteolysis. The transcript is spliced from 15 exons. Gene Ontology annotation, cellular component: endosome; lysosome.